GCAGCCGCCGGGGAGGGGUCGAGCACCAUGUCGAAUCUGAGCAAAGGCACGGGCAGCCGGAAGGACACCAAGAUGCGGAUCCGGGCCUUUCCGAUGACCAUGGAUGAAAAAUAUGUAAACAGCAUUUGGGACCUUCUGAAAAAUGCAAUUCAAGAAAUCCAGCGUAAGAAUAACAGUGGUCUUAGUUUUGAGGAGCUCUAUAGAAAUGCAUAUACAAUGGUUUUGCAUAAACAUGGAGAAAAGCUCUACACUGGACUAAGAGAAGUUGUUACUGAACAUCUCAUAAAUAAGGUGCGAGAAGAUGUACUAAAUUCAUUGAAUAACAACUUUCUUCAAACACUAAAUCAAGCUUGGAAUGAUCAUCAAACAGCCAUGGUGAUGAUUAGAGACAUACUAAUGUAUAUGGACCGUGUGUAUGUACAACAGAAUAAUGUAGAAAAUGUCUACAAUUUGGGAUUAAUAAUUUUUCGAGAUCAAGUUGUACGGUAUGGGUGUAUUAGGGAUCAUCUUCGGCAAACUUUAUUGGAUAUGAUUGCCAGAGAGCGGAAAGGAGAAGUUGUAGACAGAGGAGCAAUAAGAAAUGCUUGCCAGAUGUUAAUGAUUUUAGGUCUUGAAGGAAGAUCAGUCUAUGAGGAAGAUUUUGAGGCUCCUUUUUUGGAAAUGUCUGCAGAAUUUUUUCAGAUGGAAAGCCAGAAAUUUUUAGCAGAAAACAGUGCUUCAGUAUAUAUAAAAAAAGUGGAAGCUAGGAUUAAUGAGGAAAUAGAGCGGGUCAUGCACUGCCUUGACAAAUCCACAGAGGAGCCUAUUGUGAAGGUGGUGGAGAGGGAGCUCAUCUCCAAGCACAUGAAGACUAUUGUAGAAAUGGAAAAUUCUGGGCUAGUACAUAUGCUGAAAAAUGGAAAGACAGAAGACCUUGCUUGCAUGUACAAAUUAUUUAGUCGUGUGCCAAAUGGUUUGAAGACAAUGUGUGAAUGCAUGAGUUCUUAUUUGAGGGAACAAGGAAAAGCCCUUGUUUCUGAGGAAGGAGAAGGGAAGAAUCCUGUUGACUAUAUCCAGGGCUUACUGGAUCUGAAGAGUAGGUUUGAUCGCUUCCUCCAAGAAUCCUUCAAUAAUGACCGGCUCUUUAAACAGACUAUUGCUGGGGACUUCGAGUAUUUCUUAAACCUCAACUCCAGGUCUCCUGAAUACCUCUCAUUAUUUAUUGAUGAUAAGCUGAAAAAGGGAGUCAAAGGGCUAACAGAACAAGAAGUAGAAACAAUAUUGGAUAAGGCAAUGGUCCUUUUUAGGUUUAUGCAAGAAAAAGAUGUAUUUGAACGUUAUUAUAAACAACACCUGGCAAGAAGACUGCUCACAAAUAAAAGUGUUUCUGAUGACUCUGAAAAAAAUAUGAUUUCUAAAUUAAAGACUGAGUGUGGAUGUCAGUUCACAUCGAAACUGGAAGGAAUGUUUAGGGAUAUGAGCAUCUCAAACACAACUAUGGAUGAGUUCAGGCAACAUCUACAGACAACAGGGGCAUCUUUAAGUGGUGUUGAUCUCACAGUCCGGGUUCUCACAACGGGAUAUUGGCCUACUCAGUCAGCUACACCAAAGUGCAACAUCCCACCAGCACCACGACAUGCUUUUGAGAUAUUUAGAAGGUUCUACUUAGCUAAACACAGUGGUCGACAGCUCACACUCCAGCAUCACAUGGGUUCUGCAGAUCUCAAUGCUACCUUCUAUGGUCCAGUUAAAAAGGAAGAUGGUUCUGAGGUUGGUGUUGGCGGUGCACAAGUAACUGGUUCUAAUACACGGAAGCACAUACUGCAAGUCUCCACUUUCCAGAUGACUAUAUUAAUGCUUUUUAAUAAUAGAGAGAAAUACACAUUUGAGGAAAUUCAACAAGAGACAGAUAUCCCUGAAAGAGAACUUGUUAGAGCCCUCCAGUCCCUCGCCUGUGGUAAACCAACACAGCGGGUCCUCACAAAAGAACCCAAAUCCAAGGAGAUAGAAAGUGGCCACAUAUUUACAGUUAAUGAUCAAUUCACAUCAAAACUACACAGAGUCAAGAUUCAAACAGUUGCAGCCAAACAAGGUGAAUCCGACCCAGAAAGGAAAGAAACAAGACAGAAAGUAGAUGAUGACAGAAAACAUGAGAUAGAAGCUGCUAUAGUGCGAAUAAUGAAGUCUAGGAAGAAGAUGCAGCACAAUGUUUUAGUAGCAGAGGUAACUCAACAACUGAAGGCUCGAUUCUUACCAAGUCCAGUUGUUAUUAAGAAACGUAUUGAAGGACUUAUUGAGAGAGAAUAUUUGGCACGAACACCUGAGGAUCGCAAAGUAUACACAUACGUAGCAUAAAAUGCAUUCAGAAAUUUGAUUUAUUCUUGGAUUGUACUCUUCGCAUGGACUGGGAAGUUCUUUUAAAUCAUACUAUUAAGACGACCAUCUCUUCUGUUAAACUGCAGUACAUGUUAUAGACCACUCAGAUCAAGUCUACUCCCUCUGAGAGUUUUCAACCUCAGUUGAUUGAGCUUCAGGCUUUCCAACGUUGUCCCUGUAGAGAUCAUCUUUACAGUUCCUCGGGAAAAUGUGAAUGUGCCGCGUUUUGUUUUCAAUAUUGUAUGAAAACAGGAAAAAAAUAAAACAAAUUUAGAAAACACAGCUCAUUAAAAUAAAAUUGUUGGAUUUCAUUUCCCCAGA
This is a messenger RNA of Apodemus sylvaticus (European woodmouse), 2676 nucleotides long. It is a transcript of the gene Cul3, whose product is annotated as cullin 3. The transcript has 16 exons. The record is from RefSeq and is a predicted model, not a curated record. Gene Ontology annotation, molecular function: ubiquitin protein ligase binding. Gene Ontology annotation, cellular component: Cul3-RING ubiquitin ligase complex. NCBI's taxonomy places the organism in Eukaryota, Metazoa, Chordata, Mammalia, Rodentia, Muridae. The coding region runs from base 28 to 2334 and encodes 768 amino acids. Gene Ontology annotation, biological process: ubiquitin-dependent protein catabolic process; protein ubiquitination.